AUGGGUAAGAGAUGUGGACGACAGGUAACUAAAACAAAAAUAGUCUUCAGGCCCGGGAAAUGGAGUCCGGGGUUGCAGGGUGGUCCGCUCCUAGCAUGCCAAGGUGCUCACCCCAAACCCAGUUCCUCUGCCCGCCUAUCUUCCCCCAAGGAGCGCGACCACAGCUAUGCUCCCAUCCCUCAUCCCACCAUCUAUGGCCACGGAAGUGUUUGGGCAGAUGUGAAGGCUCUUGCCAGGGGCUGCCCCUCACCGAGGCCUUGGUGCUGGGAAGAAAGCCAGGAGCUGUUUUCUGUGGAAUGUCACCCAGGCAUCCCAAGAGAUCAGCGGAAAGCUGCUUAUAGCCUGGUGUUCUCCCUGCAGUUCCUGCUGCUAUCAUGUGACCUCUUUGUCAGUUCCUUCUCAGAGCCACCCUGACUGGCCCCUGUCAUUUAGCUGGUGUUUUUUUUUUUUUUAAUUUUUUAUUAUCCAGGUUAUUGCAAUCCUUUUCCUCAUGUUCUUCCACACGCCAACAUUCUAUACCCUAACUUCAUCCUCACAGCUCUGUCCUUUGCUCUCAGCAUCUCCCUUCAUGUCUGGGUCAGGAAUUUACCCCGCAAAGACUCCAACCACUUGGUCUGGACAGAGGGACUUCAAACAUUGUUUGUAUUCCAGAGACUAGCAGCAGGGACUCUGGGUGAUCCUCGCUUCUCCCAGUACUCUUCAUGGCUGCAGGAGGAGUUCACACAAGUUCAAGGGUGGGAGGGAGGCUGGCUCAUGCACAGAAAGCAGCUUAACUUUCCUAGGACAGGCUCAGGCCUCUUCUAUUCAGCAGUCAUGAAGGAAGCUCUUCCCUCUUGCAAAUUAAAGUGCUUCCCAGUAGACUUCAGUGCAUAA
This is a messenger RNA of Leopardus geoffroyi (Geoffroy's cat), 873 nucleotides long. RefSeq lists its product as uncharacterized. The transcript has 2 exons. Gene Ontology annotation, cellular component: cilium. The record is from RefSeq and is a predicted model, not a curated record. NCBI's taxonomy places the organism in Eukaryota, Metazoa, Chordata, Mammalia, Carnivora, Felidae.